CUCCGGCGCCACCGGCGCCCUCGUGAGUGCGUAAUCGAUGGCGCCGGUUAUUGGGCCUGAGGAGGGGAACGGGCCUGGGCCGGGCUCUUCGACGGAAAAGUACUCAUACGAGGGCCAGAUGACGCGGUACGUGGUUGGGGCCUGCCUCGUCGCAGCCAUGGCGGGCCUUCUCUUCGGAUACGAUAUCGGCAUCUCCGGAGGCGUGACGUCAAUGGGGCCGUUCUUGCGGAAUUUCUUCCCGUCCGUCUACGCGAGAGAAGCUGCGGAUAAAUCGACGAACCAGUACUGCAAGUUCGACGACGUCGGUUUGACGAUGUUCACGUCUUCGCUGUACUUGGCGGCGCUGGUCUCCUCGCUCGCGGCUUCAUGGGUGACCAGAGAAUUGGGCAGGAAAGCUUCCAUGGUUCUUGGAGGGUUCGUGUUUUUCCUCGGGGCUGCCCUGAAUGGAUUUGCUGUCAGCCUUUGGAUGCUCAUUCUCGGCCGCCUUCUCCUCGGCAUCGGCGUCGGCUUCUCUGUCCAGUCAGCGCCGCUCUACGUAUCUGAAAUGGCGCCACACAAGCACCGGGGCGCACUCAACAUCUUCUUCCAGCUCAGCAUCACAAUCGGGAUAUUAUCCGCCAAUCUCAUCAACUACUUCACCCCAAAGAUCACAUCCUUCGCCGGAUGGCGGCUGAGCCUCGGCGGCGCGUGCAUCCCGGCCCUCUUCAUCUUCAUCUCCGCAAUCUUCCUCCCCAACACUCCAAACUCAAUGCUCGAGAAACCCGGCGGCCGGGAGGAGGAAGAACAAGCCCUGGCCAUGCUCUGCCGCAUAAGGGGCGUCACGCCGCAGCAGGCGGCGGCCGAGUUCCGGGACCUGGUCGCCGCCGCCAAGGCGUCCAGGGCGGUUGACGGCGAGCACAUGUGGAGGAAGGUGCUCGGGAAGAGGCAGUACCGGCCGCAGCUGACGAUGGCUGUCGUCAUCCAGGCGGCGCUGCAGCUGAGCGGGAUCAACGUGGUGAUGUUCUACGCGCCGGUUCUGUUCAGCAGCAUCGGGUUCGGCGACGGUGCCGCGCUGCUGUCGGCGGUCGUGACCGGGGGUGUCAACGUCGCCGCGACUUUCGUUGCUGUUUAUGGAGUGGAUCGGUGGGGGAGGCGGGCUCUGUUUCUCUACGGUGGAGCUCAGAUGUUCGUUUUCCAGGUUUUGGUGGCAGGGCUGAUAGGAUGGAAGUUUGGGGUCACCGGAGAGGUGUCGAGUCUGCCCAAAUGGUACGCCGUCUUGAUCGUGACAUUAAUCUGCGGCUUCGUUUCCGGCUUUGCCUGGUCGUGGGGCCCGUUGGGUGUGGUGGUGCCGGCGGAGAUCUUCCCGCUGGAGAUCAGGUCGGCGGCGCAGAGCAUCGCGAUCUCGACCAGCAUGGUGUUCACGUUCCUGAUCGCGCAGCUGUUCCUCACCAUGCUCUGCCACAUGAAGUUCGGCCUCUUCUUGUUCUUCGCCUUCUUUCUGGCCGCCAUGUCUGUGUUCGUCUAUUUCUUCCUCCCGGAGACGAAGAACAUCCCGAUCGAGGCGGUUCACCGUGUCUGGGAGAAGCAUUGGUUUUGGAGGAAAUUCGUCAUUAGUGAUGAUGAUCAUUGAUAAUUAAGUUUAGUACAAGGCCUUUUUUUGGCACAUGGGCAAGAACUAUAGAUAUAUGAUCUUUUAGCUUAAUCCUUGAUUGAAAAAGUUUGAUUGUAGCGCGAUAAAAGGUUGGAAUUUUGUAUGGUAAGAAAAAUAAAAAUAUGAU
Molecule: messenger RNA, 1757 nt
Organism: Linum tenue
Lineage: Eukaryota; Viridiplantae; Streptophyta; Magnoliopsida; Malpighiales; Linaceae
Source: the annotation of a GenBank genome assembly